This is a messenger RNA of Plutella xylostella (diamondback moth), 3441 nucleotides long. Its product is annotated as protein regulator of cytokinesis 1. Lineage: Eukaryota; Metazoa; Arthropoda; Insecta; Lepidoptera; Plutellidae. Gene Ontology annotation, biological process: mitotic spindle midzone assembly; microtubule cytoskeleton organization. Gene Ontology annotation, cellular component: mitotic spindle midzone; spindle; cytoplasm. Gene Ontology annotation, molecular function: microtubule binding. The record is from RefSeq and is a predicted model, not a curated record.
UCGUUUGUCAAAACUUGUUUGUAACGUCCCGAAUUUUGAAAACUGUUUCAAAUCAAACGUUCAACUUGUGUCGUUUUUGUGUUCCUGUUUAUUUGAAUCUAAGUUUUAUUUAAUUUAAUAUUGUUUAGUGUGGUGGCGUACUUAUGAUAUUGUUAUAAUUGUGUUGGUGGAGCAGCAAUAGAUAUUUAAAAUGAUAACGACGACUCAGGAUGUCAAUAAAUUGUUCAAUGAAGUCCUCCAAGAGAUAUCCCAGAAUAUCCGGAACAUGAUGGAGGAGCUAUGGCUGAACUGGUCCCACCUUGGCGUGGACGACAGCACCAAGGUCGUGAACAUCACCAAGCUCGUGCAGAUCGAGAAGGAGCUUCACCGAGACGUCAUCUUUGAGACCCGGCAGAAAGUCAAGAUUAUGCAAGCUCAAGUUGAUAAACUGAAGGAAGAAACAGAAGAGUUAAGCAAAUGCCUCUCGGUGGACAUCACCAUCCUCGACUUCAAGGAAGACAUGAUGCUGAUUGAGUAUAAGAGGGGAAUUGAGGAGCAAAUUGCUGGGUACCGAGAACAAGUGGAGCAACGCAAGAUGAAGAUGGACCGUCUGUUUGAGUGGCAGCGUGACCUGACAGAGAAGCUCGGGGUCACCAUCCAGGAGCUGAAGGAGGUGCCUCUGCCCUCGGAGGAGGAGCUGGACCGGCUGAAGGAACACCUCGUGAUCCUCCAGGCCGAGAGGGACAAGCGAGCAGAGAUCUUCCUCAACACCCAGAUGGAGAUUAAGGAAAUUAUGGACAAACUACAAAUGAAGCCUUCCAACAAGUUCGAGCAGGUGGUGCUGUCAUCGCUGUCGGUGGACUUCAAGGUCACCGACCUCAACAUGGACCGGCUCGGCAAACUGCGACAGGACCUGCAGGAGAAGUACGAGCAGACCAAUAACAGGGUGCUAGAGCUUCGUGAGCGUCUGACCAAGCUGUGGGACUGCCUUGAAGAAGACCAGAUCUACCGGGAGAGCUUCCUGCAGUCGCACCCGGGCUGCCACGCCGCCGCCGAGGCCGCCAUCCGGGACGAGCUCAAGAGGUGCGACCAGAUCAAGCGGCAGAAGAUACAGGUGUUCAUAGCGAACGUCCGCACGAAGAUCAAGCUGAUGUGGGACAGCUGCAUGUACGGCGCGGCCGAGCGGGAGCAGUUCGUGCACUACUACCAGGACGUGUUCUCGGAGGACACGCUGACACUGCACGAGCUGUACUUGGACAAGAUCACCAAGUUUUAUGAGGACCACAAAGAAAUCUUCGAGCUGGUAGCCAUGCGCAAGAACCUCUGGUCCAAGAUGUGUGAGCUAGAAGGGCGAGCCACGGAGCCGGGGCGCUACCACAACCGCGGCGGGCAACUGCUCAAGGAGGAGAAGGAGAGGAAGGCUAUUGCUAGCAAUCUCCCCAAAAUCGAGGCGCAACUCCGCGAGCUAGUGAGCCACUUCGAGGCGCGCACCGGACACACGUUCACGGUGGAGGGCCGCCCGCUGCUGCAGCUCAUACAAGAGGAGUGGGACACCAGGAAGACCGAGCGCGCGAACAAGCUCUCCGCGCGCAAGCAAGCGCUCACUCCCAAGGACGCGGCGCUAUUCCGCAGCCUCGCCACGUCGCCGCUAGGUAAGCGGAACCGCACCGCCGCCGGCCUGGCCGCCACACAGGAGAAGAACAGACCUCCGUCGAAGAGACAGCUCAUAACGGGCAGCGCCACCAAGGCGGUCACCACCUUCACCAACAACCUGUCUGCGCUGAAGAGAUCCGCCAUUUCCACCGUCAAGAGGCGUGUGUCCGGGCGUCUGGCGGCUCGUGCUAUGGAGAACAGUGCGGUCGUGAAGCGGAAGCUGGACUACGGCGGAGACAACAACAACAAGAGGACACCUAAAGCCACCGUCAAUGGCAGCAUCCUCAAGCAUAAGCGCACGUCUCACGGCAAGCGGCGAAGCGGCGGGCGCAAGUCGCUGUCGGCGCGGUCCAACAACUCCGGCUCGCAGGACGACACGCGCCGCAAGGACCCCCUCAUGGAGACCACCAUGCUCACCACUUACACUGACUUUAAGGACGGUAUAAACGAGAAGCAGAUCAGCCGCAGCUCCAUGGCGACCGCCAAGCCCUUCGAGAUCCCCACCAUCAACGUGUGCCAGACCAUCGACGAGCGGAACACGCCGUUAAAAAAAACGCCAAAAACGCCAGUCCCACUCACGCCUAAGAUCGGCAAGGAAAACAUCCAACACAACCACCUACCCAUGACACCGAAAAACAACCUUAUGUACACACCGACAAGGCUCACCAGAUCAGCCCUAAAGCUGAAUAAUGAUGGGUUUGCUACCCCCCGCGCGCCGCUCAGCGCGACCAAAGUCAACAUGCAAAGGCAAAAUACUAUGUCCAAUAUACAAGUCAAAACCAACACACCGAACAACCUGAGUAGGUCGAAAACACACACGCAUUUAGUACGGGUAAAGAACCUUCCGCCUCUUAUAUAAAAAGUGAUAAUUAAGACUGAGCUAAUCUAUAGAUUUUAUCGUUUUGCUUUGUAUAAUCUUUUGGCUUUUUAAGAGCUUCGAGGUAGCAAAUUGAUGAAAUGUAUGGGUUAUGUGGGUAUUUUAAUAUAUUGUAAUGUUAUGUUGUGACAAUAAUGUUAAUUGAAUUAGAAUCAGUUUAAUUCUUAGCCAGGUUUUGGCUCAUUGUCUGUUAGGCAAUAACAAUGAAACAUCAAAUACUAAUUACUCCGUGAUAUAAAUAUGUUCAUUUUGUGGUUGUAUAAAUAUUUCAUUUUUAAAUAGAAUCUCAUAAUUUCAAAUAUUGCAUACGAAUUAGGUACAACAUAAAAAUAUGACAUAUUAUCGAAUUUGCAAUUUUUAUAAUUUACUUUAAAAUAAUUUUGAACUGUUAUUCUCAAAUAUAAAGUGAUACGCUUUGAUUGAGCUUUAUAGUUUCUCGUGAUAAGAUUUAUUGUAUAAGGUAUUUGAACAAUGAAAAGUAUUUUUUGUGUAUAGUCUUGCGUUUGGUUUAUCAUUAGUUAUUAUGUCGUGUUUAAGUUUUUGACGGUAGUUUUAUUUUUAAUAUUGAUCUAUGAUAGAGCCCAAGUUUAUAAGGGGGCUGAGGUUUGAAAUAUUAGAUGCAAGUUACUCCAGUGGAACUGGUUUUGAUUUGUUUAUAUAUUUUGCACAUGCUAUUGAUAUUAUUCAUUUUAUGAGUAAUUUUGCAGUUUACAAUGGCAGCUUUAUUUCAAUGGUUUUUCAAAUUGCAUUUAGUACUUAAUAUUGUAUCAGUAUUUUAAUGAAAGAGAAUACUUACUAAUGUUUUCUAAUUUUAUAAUAAUUAAUGCAGAUGUUAUAGAAUUUAUAAAUGCUACUUGAUACUUCAUUUAAUAUAAUUGCUCGAUUUUGAAUAUUCUGUAAAUUAUGGUUGUAAUAUAUUUCAAUACUUUAAA